Molecule: messenger RNA, 282 nt
Organism: Amoebophrya sp. A25
Lineage: Eukaryota; Dinophyceae; Syndiniales; Amoebophryaceae
Source: the annotation of a GenBank genome assembly
CGCGGAUCAGCUCGUCGCAGAUCUCUUGCCAUGGCUCUCAUGCUUUCCAGCACGGGCGCUUGCCGAAGUUCCGUGGGCUUGCCUCCUGCCAGGUUCUUUGGACAUUGCUGAGUUGAUUCCAGACGCGGUACUUCUCCCGUUCGGCUUUCCUCUGCUGUCGAACACUUUUCCCGUUCUCGACGACACUAGCGAAACAAGUACAAUGAGAGGGGCAGUAGAGAACCAGUCGCCGUUGCAGCUGAGCCGCCUCAUACGACUUGCGGGUCGCGUUGCGACAUUGAG